Messenger RNA from Poecile atricapillus (Black-capped chickadee), 2478 nucleotides. RefSeq names its product collagen alpha-1(I) chain-like. NCBI's taxonomy places the organism in Eukaryota, Metazoa, Chordata, Aves, Passeriformes, Paridae. The record is from RefSeq and is a predicted model, not a curated record. The coding region runs from base 1 to 2478 and encodes 825 amino acids. The transcript has 9 exons.
AUGUCAGCAGCCGUGGCCAGGCCCAGCCUGGGGCCGGGCUCCUGCGGCCUCCAUUCCUCGCCCGGGAGCCGCUGGCGUCCGGCCCGGCCUCCCCCAGGCCGCACAGGCCGUGGGCGAGCAGGGCCGGCCUCACCACAGCUCUGCUACCUCCUGGGUCCCGAAGCAAAAGGUGGCCACACCAGGCAUGGUGCUGGAUUUCAGGCCACUCUGGGCACCUCUCUGCCCUGGCAGGGGAAGCAGGCUCGGCCUGGAGCUGUCAAGCGCCACGGAGGACUCAGCGUCGGCAAGAUGUCAGCAGCCGUGGCCAGGCCCAGCCUGGGGCCGGGCUCCUGCGGCCUCCAUUCCUCGCCCGGGAGCCGCUGGCGUCCGGCCCGGCCUCCCCCAGGCCGCACAGGCCGUGGGCGAGCAGGGCCGGCCUCACCACAGCUCUGCUACCUCCUGGGUCCCGAAGCAAAAGGUGGCCACACCAGGCAUGGUGCUGGAUUUCAGGCCACUCUGGGCACCUCUCUGCCCUGGCAGGGGAAGCAGGCUCGGCCUGGAGCUGUCAAGCGCCACGGAGGACUCAGCGUCGGCAAGAUGUCAGCAGCCGUGGCCAGGCCCAGCCUGGGGCCGGGCUCCUGCGGCCUCCAUUCCUCGCCCGGGAGCCGCUGGCGUCCGGCCCGGCCUCCCCCAGGCCGCACAGGCCGUGGGCGAGCAGGGCCGGCCUCACCACAGCUCUGCUACCUCCUGGGUCCCGAAGCAAAAGGUGGCCACACCAGGCAUGGUGCUGGAUUUCAGGCCACUCUGGGCACCUCUCUGCCCUGGCAGGGGAAGCAGGCUCGGCCUGGAGCUGUCAAGCGCCACGGAGGACUCAGCGUCGGCAAGAUGUCAGCAGCCGUGGCCAGGCCCAGCCUGGGGCCGGGCUCCUGCGGCCUCCAUUCCUCGCCCGGGAGCCGCUGGCGUCCGGCCCGGCCUCCCCCAGGCCGCACAGGCCGUGGGCGAGCAGGGCCGGCCUCACCACAGCUCUGCUACCUCCUGGGUCCCGAAGCAAAAGGUGGCCACACCAGGCAUGGUGCUGGAUUUCAGGCCACUCUGGGCACCUCUCUGCCCUGGCAGGGGAAGCAGGCUCGGCCUGGAGCUGUCAAGCGCCACGGAGGACUCAGCGUCGGCAAGAUGUCAGCAGCCGUGGCCAGGCCCAGCCUGGGGCCGGGCUCCUGCGGCCUCCAUUCCUCGCCCGGGAGCCGCUGGCGUCCGGCCCGGCCUCCCCCAGGCCGCACAGGCCGUGGGCGAGCAGGGCCGGCCUCACCACAGCUCUGCUACCUCCUGGGUCCCGAAGCAAAAGGUGGCCACACCAGGCAUGGUGCUGGAUUUCAGGCCACUCUGGGCACCUCUCUGCCCUGGCAGGGGAAGCAGGCUCGGCCUGGAGCUGUCAAGCGCCACGGAGGACUCAGCGUCGGCAAGAUGUCAGCAGCCGUGGCCAGGCCCAGCCUGGGGCCGGGCUCCUGCGGCCUCCAUUCCUCGCCCGGGAGCCGCUGGCGUCCGGCCCGGCCUCCCCCAGGCCGCACAGGCCGUGGGCGAGCAGGGCCGGCCUCACCACAGCUCUGCUACCUCCUGGGUCCCGAAGCAAAAGGUGGCCACACCAGGCAUGGUGCUGGAUUUCAGGCCACUCUGGGCACCUCUCUGCCCUGGCAGGGGAAGCAGGCUCGGCCUGGAGCUGUCAAGCGCCACGGAGGACUCAGCGUCGGCAAGAUGUCAGCAGCCGUGGCCAGGCCCAGCCUGGGGCCGGGCUCCUGCGGCCUCCAUUCCUCGCCCGGGAGCCGCUGGCGUCCGGCCCGGCCUCCCCCAGGCCGCACAGGCCGUGGGCGAGCAGGGCCGGCCUCACCACAGCUCUGCUACCUCCUGGGUCCCGAAGCAAAAGGUGGCCACACCAGGCAUGGUGCUGGAUUUCAGGCCACUCUGGGCACCUCUCUGCCCUGGCAGGGGAAGCAGGCUCGGCCUGGAGCUGUCAAGCGCCACGGAGGACUCAGCGUCGGCAAGAUGUCAGCAGCCGUGGCCAGGCCCAGCCUGGGGCCGGGCUCCUGCGGCCUCCAUUCCUCGCCCGGGAGCCGCUGGCGUCCGGCCCGGCCUCCCCCAGGCCGCACAGGCCGUGGGCGAGCAGGGCCGGCCUCACCACAGCUCUGCUACCUCCUGGGUCCCGAAGCAAAAGGUGGCCACACCAGGCAUGGUGCUGGAUUUCAGGCCACUCUGGGCACCUCUCUGCCCUGGCAGGGGAAGCAGGCUCGGCCUGGAGCUGUCAAGCGCCACGGAGGACUCAGCGUCGGCAAGAUGUCAGCAGCCGUGGCCAGGCCCAGCCUGGGGCCGGGCUCCUGCGGCCUCCAUUCCUCGCCUGGGAGCCGCUGGCGUCCGGCCCGGCCUCCCCCAGGCCGCACAGGCCGUGGGCGAGCAGGGCCGGCCUCACCACAGCUCUGCUACCUCCUGGGUCCCGAAGCAAAAGGGUGA